Molecule: messenger RNA, 843 nt
Organism: Tetrahymena thermophila SB210
Lineage: Eukaryota; Ciliophora; Oligohymenophorea; Hymenostomatida; Tetrahymenidae
Product: endonuclease/exonuclease/phosphatase family protein
Exons: 1
Molecular function (GO): 3'-5'-RNA exonuclease activity
Source: RefSeq, a predicted model, not a curated record
AUGAAUAGCUAUUUCUAAUAAAUCAAUAUGCCAGGGGUUUUUACCAUAUCUUAAUGGAAUACUUUGGCUGAUUCUCUUUCUGAUUCAUUUCCUAAGUGCGAUUUAUAAUAUUUAAAAUGGGAUUAUAGAAGUUAAAAUAUAAAGAAUCAUUUAUUAAAUGAAGCAAAUGCAGAUAUUAUUUGCUUAGAGGAAGUUGAUCAUCCUGUAUUUUUUUCAUCUUUUUUGGAUUAAACUCAUGAAAUAGUUUUUCAUAAAAAACCUGAAGGCGAAGAUGGCUAACUUGUAGCCAUCAGUAAAUAAAAAUUUUAAAUUUUAAAACAUUAAGCAAUUUAAUAUAAAUCUGGAGAUGGAAAAAAAGAUAUGAACUAAUCCUAUUGGAGUUUGAUUAUCUUAGAUAAGUAGAUUGAUAAAUAAUUCUUACUUCUAGUCACUCACUUGAAAGCGAAAAAAUAGUUUGAAGAUAUUAGGCUUUUAUAAGUUGAAUAAAUUUUAGAGCAUAUUUAAAAAAUUUAAUAAGAUUAUAGCAAAGAUAUUCCUAUAUUAAUUGCUGGUGAUUUUAAUGCUGAACCUACUUACUCUUGCAUCUAAAAAAUAAAAUAACAAGGCUUCUUAAAGAGUGCAUAUGAAGAUAAGGGAUUAACAUUUACAACCUAUAAAGUUAGAGAACCAAAUGAUGUUUAAAUUAGAAUGAUAGAUUAUAUCUUCUAUACUCAAAACAGCAUAGAACUUCUCUCAAUUAAAAAUUUACCAACUUAAGAUUAAAUUGGGCCAAAUGGUCUUCCAAAUUAGACUUUCUCAGGUGAUCAUCUAAGUUUAACAGCAACAUUCAAAUUUAUAAAAUGA